AAUUCCAAUGUUUAACGUUAGCCUUUCCAUCUCUGUUUAUAAGAAUCAUUCGACCUAAUCCUAAGAAGUACGUCUACUCUUUUCGUGAAACAAAGAAAGAAAACCCUAGCCCUUCUGCAGCUUUUGUCAUCAUGGAAGGGGAAGCUUCCAGUUUGGUGAAGGAUCUAGUUGUUUGUGAGAUUUGUGCUGAGGACAAGUCUGCAAACGACUUGUUUGGGAUUCACAAAUGCAGCCAUUCAUACUGUAGGGACUGCGUAAAUAAUUACGUGGCAUCCAAGCUUCAAGAGAACAUUGCAAGCAUUAGCUGUCCUGUUCCCGAUUGCAAAGGAUCGCUAGAGCCCGAGCAUUGUCAAUCAAUUCUCCCUCCAGAAGUGUUUGACAGGUGGUUAAGUGUAUUGUGCGAAUCUUUGGUUCUUGAGUCUGAGAAGUUCUACUGUCCCUUUAAGGAUUGCUCAGCGAUGUUAAUAGAUGAUGGGAAAGAGGUUAUACGAGAAUCGGAGUGUCCCAAUUGUAGGAGAUUGUUCUGUGCGCAGUGUAAGGUUUCCUGGCAUGCGGGGAUCGACUGCGCAGAAUUUCAGAACUUGAAUGAAAAUGAAAAGGAAAAUGAAGAUAUUUUAUUGAGGAUCGUUGCUCACGAGCAAAAAUGGAGGAGGUGUACAAAUUGCCAGUACUAUGUUGAAAAAUCUGAUGGUUGCUCUUACAUGAAAUGCAGAUGUGGAUAUGCUUUUUGCUACAACUGUGGCGUAAAAGCUCCCUUAGGUUCCCAUACCUUUCAUUGUCCAAGCUGUAAGAACUAAGAAGUGAUUCGGUAUUUGCUGUAGUACGUACUAGAGAUUGAGCCAGGCCGCUCAGUUGCACUAUAUAUAGAGAGGGCUUUCACUGGAGUAUCGGAAUUUUUAUUUCUAGAUUUAGU
Fragaria vesca subsp. vesca is the source of this 913-nucleotide messenger RNA. RefSeq names its product probable E3 ubiquitin-protein ligase RNF217-like. Gene Ontology annotation, cellular component: ubiquitin ligase complex; cytoplasm. Gene Ontology annotation, biological process: positive regulation of proteasomal ubiquitin-dependent protein catabolic process; ubiquitin-dependent protein catabolic process; protein polyubiquitination. Gene Ontology annotation, molecular function: ubiquitin conjugating enzyme binding; ubiquitin protein ligase activity; zinc ion binding. The coding region runs from base 132 to 797 and encodes 221 amino acids. Lineage: Eukaryota; Viridiplantae; Streptophyta; Magnoliopsida; Rosales; Rosaceae. The record is from RefSeq and is a predicted model, not a curated record. The transcript has 2 exons.